Myotis lucifugus (little brown bat) is the source of this 990-nucleotide messenger RNA. RefSeq names its product DEAD-box helicase 25 (gene DDX25). The record is from RefSeq and is a predicted model, not a curated record. Gene Ontology annotation, molecular function: ATP binding; RNA helicase activity; RNA binding. Gene Ontology annotation, biological process: poly(A)+ mRNA export from nucleus. Gene Ontology annotation, cellular component: nucleus; cytoplasmic stress granule. NCBI's taxonomy places the organism in Eukaryota, Metazoa, Chordata, Mammalia, Chiroptera, Vespertilionidae. The transcript is spliced from 6 exons. Bases 1 to 948 code for a protein of 315 amino acids.
AUGGACAAAGCGCUGUGCACACGCCUGGCGCCCGAGGACCCUCGUGGCCACCGUUUCCGCCUCCUGCAGGAGGACGCGCAAUGCACGUGGGGUCAGAGUCCUGUGUGGCCUCGCCCUGCAAACCCUCCUCUCCCAGUUCCCAGGAGCGUGGACAUCACCCAGCAGAUUAUCAUCGGCACUCCCGGGACAGUCCUGGACUGGUACUUCAAGCGGAAAUUAAUUGACUUGAGCAAGAUCCGUGUGUUUGUCCUGGACGAAGCAGAUGUGAUGAUCGCCACACAAGGGUUCUCAGAUCAGAGCAUUCGGAUCCAGAGGGCUUUAUCCUCCGAGUGCCAGAUGCUCCUCUUCUCGGCCACCUUUGAGGACUCCGUGUGGCAGUUUGCGGGGCGAAUCAUUCCCGACCCCAAUGUUAUCAAGUUGCGGAAAGAGGAGCUGACCCUGAACAACAUCCGGCAGUACUACGUGCUGUGCGAGAGCCGGAAGGACAAGUACCAGGCGCUGUGCAACAUCUACGGCGGCAUCACCAUCGGACAGGCCAUCAUCUUCUGCCAGACUCGUCGAAACGCCAAGUGGCUGACUGUGGAGAUGAUGCAGGAUGGCCACCAGGUGUCUUUGUUGAGCGGAGAGCUGACCGUGGAUCAGCGGGCUUCCAUCAUCCAGAGGUUUCGGGAUGGGAAAGAGAAAGUUCUUAUAACCACCAAUGUCUGUGCCCGAGGGAUCGAUGUGAAGCAGGUCACGAUUGUGGUGAACUUUGACCUCCCUGUGAACCAGUUGGAGGAGCCAGAGUAUGAGACCUACCUCCACCGCAUCGGGCGGACCGGGCGCUUUGGGAAAAAGGGCCUCGCCUUCAACAUGAUCGAGGUCGAUAAGCUGCCGCUGCUCAUGAAGAUCCAGGACCACUUCAGACCUCAUUCAUCUCCUCACUUCCUCCAAAGGAGCAGUGACUGAGCAGUGACCCCUGCGGGCCCUCUGGCCCUCCAGCCUCCUCCC